Molecule: messenger RNA, 2364 nt
Organism: Emericellopsis atlantica
Lineage: Eukaryota; Fungi; Ascomycota; Sordariomycetes; Hypocreales; Bionectriaceae
Product: F-box domain-containing protein
Exons: 1
Coding region: 1-2364 (787 amino acids)
Molecular function (GO): protein binding
Source: RefSeq, a predicted model, not a curated record
AUGCCAUCCCCGAGGAAGCGCUGCAAAUUAGCGCACGAUACACCGGCCGUGCCGCAGUGGCCUGCUAGCGAGAUUCCCGUGGAGAUAUUCGAGAUCAUCGUGUCCCACCUCAGUCGCUCCGAGAUCAGGUCAUUGCGACUUGUGUGCCGGGAAUUCGAGGACAAGGUAUCGUCGUAUUACUUCAGAAAUGUCGUAGUGCCCUUCCGCUCCGAACUGUACGGCACUCUACCACCCGACGAGACAGGCGUGCGCCAGCAUCCUUCCUCGGCUCUCUUUAGCAACGGCGGUGGCAUCUUCAAGAAUUUUGGCCACCACAUACUUCGCUUUGCCCUUUCGUUGGAACUGGACGAAGACGCGCUGGCGUAUCCACCGGUCAAGGCUGUGCAGGAAGCCUUGCCCGCGUUCUGGGGGAUCUACCGAUGGCCUCACCAGUCGUACAACCGCUACACCGACCUACAGAGCAUCGAGCAGACAGCCGAUGAAACCCAAAGCCUGAAGCAUGCGUUGUGGUGUCUAACAAAAGUGACGAAUUUGGGCUUGUGCUGCGAUGCGGGCUUGGGCUUCCUCGUGCGUCCCGACACCGAGGCGCGGAGUCGUGCGAUUUCACGGCCAGUCUUCACCAACCAGAACUGGCGUCGGGGAUCUAGACAGUCUGCCGACAACGAUGCGGACGGUGACAUUGUCACGCUGACCGACUUCAAUGGCCUGACGCGCUCCCGCAGCAAGCUGACGUCUGACUCGAUGAAUCACAAAGAGCGCAUUCUCGAGCGGAUGAUGGAGGACGUGGGCUACAGAGGGCAAGAAGUCGACGAGGCCAUCCAGAUCCUUCUCGCAACAGAGCACCGGGAUCUCGAGAGCCUUGAACUGGGCGAUGACCAUGCAGUGCCGGUGGCCGACGUGGGCUCCCAAACUGGCAACGCAACACCACCGCGCCCACGAUACAGAACUAUCUUCGACACCAUGGCUGCGCCUGAAUCCAUUAGCACCGAAGACGUGCGCGCCGACGACUACCACGCUCAUAGAACCCAUCCACGGCCUCCCCUUAUGCCUGCCGAUCUGACUUUGGCUCAAAAGGAGCUGCUAUUGGAGUUGGAGUGGGCUCACCGCGCCAUGAUCCAAUCCUACUUUCUGGCCAUUGCGGACCAAGGACCGCCGAAUUUCCUUCAGAACCUGACGACCCUCACAUUCGCCAGCAUCCCCAGCUGCCAGGUCCAAAUCCUCAACGACCCGAGGAUCUGGCUGAACUUGCCCCAGGUAUCGCAAGUGUCCCUCGGUGUCAUUGCCGACUGGCGCCGCAUCGUCAAACGAUCCCCCGGAUGCAUCGACGAUGUACCAGUCUCCCCCGUGGAGGCGGUAGGCAAGGUGUACAACCUGAUCAACAACUGCAUCGGCCCUCAGUCCAACAUUGAAAGCCUGCACUUUGAGUGGAUAUGUGGCGGCGAGUUCGCCCCGAGCUCUGCCCAGCGCAACCAGUACGUGCUGCCGGCCCCUGUCGUCGACCGCCCUCGGGACCUAAUGGUCAAUGGGUUCGCCAAGGACAACCAAGGGGCGUUGCUGUUCCUGCCGCACAUCAAGCAUCUCUCCCUCAAGAAUUGCUGGUUCACCCCCGACGCAUUCCUGCAAACGAUCCGUCGCAUGGGCCUCGCCUCCCUGGAGAAGCUCGAGCUCGAGUCCGUGUCACUCUCAGGGCCCGUGACACCGGCCGACCAGCCACCACAGCACCCUCCCGUUCACAUGCCGGUGCCAGUUGGUCUUUGGGCUCACAACCAGCCCCUGCCCGUCCACCACCCGGCUCAGAACAACGAGGGCACCGCGGAAGAAAUAGGUAUCGAGGGGGACCCUCGGUGGUUCACGUGGUCUCACAUGGUAGGGCACUUUUGCAGCAACACCGCUGCUCGGGACGAGAGUGUCGACCGAGCCGAGCUUGCUGGACGACGGGCCCUGGCCGCGUCCGCACUGAGCAAGUAUGUUCCUGACGCGAUCCGGCUCGUCGAGGAUGAGGGUCUCUAUAAGAUACGAUGCGCCUCGUUCAAAUCGUGCGGCUACAUCUGGGUCAAGCAUCCCAAGGUCAACACCAGGGUCCUCAUGCCCCCUGAUAUCGCAGACGUCGCCCGUACGCCGACGUUGCCAGCGGCGCCGGCGCGGCUGGUGCUAGGCAUGCAGAGCUGCAAGGAUGGACUGGCUGGCCGCAUCUUGCCCUAUGUUAGCGAGGUCGACAAGGACAUUUUGGAGAAUGUGUAUGGCAUGAGGUUUGGAUGGAGCGACGUGUACGAUGGCAGCGUCAUUGCGGAUGCGAUACUGGAUGGCAUUGACGCGCCCGGCGCGGCGCGGUUCACAGGCGUUGUCAAUUCGCCUGGGCAGUAG